AUGAGAAAGGACAACAGUACUAAUAUCUUCUUGUCAUCAUCAUCAUCAACUGAACAAAAUAUUGAACAUCAAUUAAAAAGUCGUAACAUAUGCAUUUCGAGUGAAUUUUAUCCAAAGGAAGAAAUCAUCACCAAUUCAAGUGAAAAUCAGUACCGCCGUAUAUCAAGCAACAUGCAUAAGAGCAAAGUGGUAAAUACAAAACGUGAACGUCGUUCGUCAAAUAACAAAAAUCAUAACAAUAAUAACAUAGCUAAGCAACCGCCGCCAACAGAAUCGAAUUCCACCAUCAGCGCUUUAGUUACUGGCCUAACAAGUACACUAACCAACAUGACCGACGACAAACGUCCUAGUGAAUCAGCAUCGAUUAAACCAACAUCGAUUGAAAUUAAUAAUCACACCAACGGUGUCAUACAUGAAAAUAGUAAAAAAUCACCAUCGAAAUCUCUUAAACUCAAAAUCGGUAAUGAACAUGAGCAAGAAUCGAUUUCAGCUAAAACAACCACAACAACUAAUGGUCAUCAUCAUCCUCAUCCACCCGUUUCCAAUGAUCAUAUCUAUGAAACACCAGUGAAUACUGAUAUUCAUCCAGUCCCAACAUUCGAAAUCUCCUCUGAUGACCAAGGUAGUAAAUUAGAUGAAAAUAGUCAAUUAUCAUAUUCACCACCACCUGAUGAACAUCAUUUAAAUAAUGGUAUUGACAGUGGUAUUUCAUCCGAGAUUACAAGUGUUACCAAUAAUGGUACUGAACUCGAUAAAACCAAUGUGGAUGAUGAUUUAAGCAGUGCAAGUGGAAUCGCUUCAUCAUCAAUCAUAUCUGCUGCACGUCAACUGGAAACGAAUAUUCAUGAAACGAAUUCUCAUCAACGUGAAUCGAGUCCAACAAGUGGUGUUGUCAUACCCGAAGAAAAACGUGUUACUGAUCGUGUUAAAGUAUUCGAAGCUGCGGCGAACAACAACGAUCAUACAAACAUGAAGAAACACAAUGGCAAAAAUGGCCAUCAGAAGAAGCCAGCACCCAUCAACAAUUCUUCUCAUGAUCAUAAACAACCUGCUAAACGUGAGUCCCAAGUAUCUCCUUCAUUAUCCGUGUCGACAACCGAAAGUAUCGAUACCCAAUCGAGUAACGAUUCGAAAGUAACAUCGACAGCAAAUACAUCGAAGAAUAAAUCUAAACGGCCAUCAUUAAAAAAACAGAUACAAAAUUUACUUAAAAUUGAUAAGCCCGUAUCACAAGAGGAAUCAGCUAUUAUUGAAGAACAACCAACAGUUAUUAAUGGAAAGAAACCGAACACAACCAAUCCAACUCGCACUAAACGAGAUAAUGACUCGACAACGACAGUAGUGAAACGUUCAUCACCAUCACCCAAAUCUCAAAAUAGUCCAACAAAUGGUCAUGACACAUUGAAGAAACGCGCAUCACCUCCAUCGAUCACACCUAAACGAACAUCGCCAAGAGAAUCACCAUCGAAGAGUCAACAACAUUCUCCUCCUAUUCCAGCAAAUGUGACAGAAUUCAACAUGAAACCAAUAGCUGAACCACUUGAAAUUCGUGUCGAACCCAAUGUCUUGAAGAAAAAAUCUCCUUCACCACCAUCAACGAAAACGUCGAACAAUGGUCUUUUAACAAGCGACACCGAACGACGACGAAGUUCGACAGGUGUAUCCAAAUUAAUUCAUACAUUUCAAGGCAAUCCUUCUCAUGAACUCGAACAAACAGUUCUUGUUCCACGUUUACGAAGUCCUGCUCAUUCAAUAANUUUCGUUCCAUGA
This is a messenger RNA of Adineta ricciae, 1770 nucleotides long. Lineage: Eukaryota; Metazoa; Rotifera; Eurotatoria; Adinetida; Adinetidae. The record is from the annotation of a GenBank genome assembly.